GAGGACUUUGGACAAACGAAGGAGUCUCUGUCUUCUGAAAGGUGCUCCUGACGCAUACUUCUCCUGGACGGGCACCGAUGCACAUGUCACUUCACCUUCUCUGGAGACAAACAUUGCCUUAAUUCUACCUGCUUCCGGAUGGAGACGAUUGUUCUGAGAAGGACGCAAUCCUUGAAGAGCCUCUCGUGGGUUCAGGACAGCUCACGGGGCAUGCCAGCUCCCACCCGCUGCGACAGAAAGUCUGUAUUGCAGCUGGUUCAUCAUUACCAAAGCUGUGGUGAACAAAGGAGUCAAGAAUAUAUAACACAUAAAUUCCAGGCAUCGGACCGAUUUUCAGGAGGAUGGAGAGGCCCAGAGAACAGAGAAAAUGUGGCCCUCGCCGGAUCUUUACAAAGCGCAGGAUUGUCAAGAAGUCGCUCCAUGGACUUCAUCCCUCAGAGGGGGAACUCGGGUACCAGAGCUCUGUGUGAGCUCUUCGAGUCCAAGGCCAAGCUGCAGCAGAAGUCCGGCAGCUCAUCGUCGUCUGCAAGAAAUGGCAAGACAGGAGGAGACCGCCCCCUGCAGGAUCGGAGUAGUAACAACACCAGUGCUCAGAGGCUGACCCCAUUGGAGGGAGGAAGGACCACAAAUGGCCUCCCAAAGUCUGACAACAAAGUUUCCAGAUACUCAUACGAUGACAAAUAUCGUACAUUUACACCAGUGAUCAAGAGGGCUAUCCUAACAACACAAGGCAGCGAUAGCAUACCAACUCGCUCCUCUGUUCGAGACAAGUCAGCUCUCUAUCUGUCAAGAGCAGCACCCACUGACUCCAUUGGAGGUUCCACACAAUCGCAGGAAUUGACUGGUGUAUCAGGAGCAAGGACGAAAAGCAGCAAGAUGGCUGAGGCAGCCCGGAAAGUCACAGUUUCGGAAUCAUCUCAUGAUGAAGACGAACUUCCCCUCCCACCACCACCUCCUCCUCCUCCUGUACCGGCAAGGCCCCAUGACUAUGAAGGGUCCUCACCACUAAUGAGCCUGCCCGUCCCUCCACCUAAAGAAACCUUUUCCACUUACUAUCAACAAAGGCAGAAGAGUGAACUGAAGAGGCUCUUUAAACACAUCCACCCAGAUAUCAGACAUCUUGGCGAUGCUGUUGAUGAUGACAUCAUGAAGGCCGUGCGGUCAGACGACACCGAGGCAACAGCGGCGUAUCCGGCUGAAGUGCAGUCAAUGAGGUGGAUCUUUGAAAACUGGAAUCUGGAUAGCAUUGGGGAUCCUCAUGCAACCAGGAAAAUGCUGGAUGAAGAAAACCUCACCGGAGGAAAUGUCAGAGGCACCUCCUCCAUGUUUGAGCACUGCGAUAACAGACCUCUGGUUUCAGAGGCAUUUACUCAAAGGCAGACUUCAGUAAGAGGGGAUGUGAGAACGUCUACCUGGCUCUUUGAGACACAGCCCUUAGAUUCCCUGAACAAAAAAGAUGGAGACCUGGUUGAAGCCGUGUUGAAAGAGCCCAUCCAGCCAGGAGAUGUAAGUGGGGCACGUUUGCUUUUUGAGACCAAACCGCUAAGUGACUUUGGGCGCUGUAACUCCAUAGAGGACAAUGACUUCUUGAAACUGAUGUCCGAGCUACAGGAGCAAAAAGGCGAUGUCCAAAAGACUGUGAAACUCUUUCAGGCAGAACCUAGCUGUGCCAUUCGAGACAAAAGUGGCAAUAUCCAUACAAUCAAAUCCAUCUGCCGGGAGGAGAUCAAGAAUGGAAAUACGAGCAGUGCCCGUUGGUUGUUCGAAACCCAGCCUUUGGACCUGAUUAACAAAGAAAGCGAUGGCGUGAAAAUAAUUCGGGGCAUAUCUCUGGAGGAGGGACACCGAGGAGGAGUGGACAGAAAGAGGUGGAUGUUUGAAACUCAGUCAUUUGAUGAUAUAAAAGAGGUCGCGGGAGCGGACGAGUUCAAGGGCACGCUGGCUGACUGCACGAGAGAGGCUGAUGUGACCAACAAGGCAAAGCUCUUUGAGACACAACCGCUGUCAACGCUGAGAGGAAAUACAGAGGAAAAGACGCUGGAAAAGGACACAAUUAUCGGAGGGGAUGUCAAGACAUCUCUUUGGCUGUUUGAAACUCAACCCAUGGAGACUCUGAACGAUAGCUAUGAAGUUGGGCGUUUGAAGAAAAUUACCCUUUCAGCUGAUGAACAAGGUGCGAUUAAAGACAAAAAGAUCAUAUUUGAGAGUCGUGGCACAGAAAAGAGCUUCUCGGCAAAACAACAAGCCAGUGAAAGGGGUGAUGUUAUGGGGUUCAAGCGACUUUUUGAAACGAUUCCGUUAAGUAAAAUUUCUCAGUGCAGUGAGGAGAACAACGCAUCAGAAAAUCACAGGGCUGAGAAUUCUCCUCUGUAUGCUAUAAAAGACAGUUCUGGAAAUUUCCACAAGAUAACAACCGUCAGCCGUGAGGAAUUCAUCAAGGGAAAGGUCCAAAACUACAAGUGGAUGUUUGAGACCAAGCCUCUACAUGAACUGACGGAAGGAAAGGAAAACGUUGAGGUAAUCAAAGGCAUUACAAGGGAAGAAGAUACCGCGGGUGACGUCAAGUUGGCAAAGUGGCUUUUUGAAACCCAGACGAUCGAUGGAAUUCAUUCCAAGUUCAACCGGAUGGAGCCAAGCGAUUCCGUUGGAGCCACGCCUUGCAAAGGGGAUGUCAAGGCAUGCAAAUGGCUCUUUGAGACCCAACCAAUGGACGUUUUGUAUGACAAAUCAGAGAAAGUGAAUGACAAAGAGAUCAUUGACAAUGCUAGCGUUAAAUCAAUUACGUGGCUUUUUGAAUCACAGCCAUUAGACAGCAUAAAAGAUGGCGAGGAGUACAAUUUGAACCUCUGCGGCACCAUACGGGAUUCUGGAAAACUUAAGACGGGUGGUCAAACAAUCAAACACCUCUUUGAAACAGAGACCCUGGACAGAACAAGAACUGACCAGACGGAACAAGAUGUAAGAUGCGUCAGCCAAGUUAACUUUCAGUCAGGAGACGUCUCACGAGUGAAAGAGCUUUUUGAAUCCCAGUCCCUUGAUGAAAUCGGAUCAGAAAUGGCGACGGUAUGCAGUGAACACGAUGACGACGAUCACAUCCGGAAAGGAUCGGUCCACAAAUUCACUUGGCUGUUUGAGAACUGUCCCAUGAACACAAUCAACAAGGACGACGAUGGCGCAAAGAUUCAGGAGUUUAGUGAAGCUGUAAGCGGGGAUGUGAAGAGCAAAAAGUUUAUAUUUGAAACCUCAUCGCUGGACAAAAUCCACGAGCAAUCUUUUGAGCAGAAGUCGGUCGGUUCGGAACAACCGGAGAGUGAUGUUGAUGUGAAGUCCAGCACGAUGAUGUUUGAGUCCCUGCCACUAUACGCCAUUCGGGACAAAGAGGGACAGUUUCAUGAAGUGACAACUGUGAAAAAGGAUGAGGUCUUAAGUGGGGAUGUGAGAGGCGCCAGGUGGAUGUUUGAGACGAAGCCCCUCGAGGCCAUCAAGGCAGAAAAUGACGUUUAUGUGAUCCGAGCUGUCACUCAAGAGGAUGUAGAGAAAGGAGAUGUCAAAUCAGCCAGAUGGAAGUUCGAGACACAACCACUGGACUCCUUUGCCAGCAGAGAAGAACCUUCUGUUAAGGUUGCUGAAGACUUUGGGAGCUGUAAUGUGCAGGUCAAUAAAAAGAUAUUUGAAUCUGAGGAAUCAAACAACAAGUUUGUAAGAAUGGUUAGCGUCACCGACGUUCAGCGCGGAGAUGUUCGGACCUCCACCUGGCUCUUUGAAAAUCAAACCAUUGACAGUCUCAGAGGAGAGCCUCAAGAGCAAGGUCCGGUCAAAACAGUUCACAGAGAAGACAGCCAGAAAGGAGACGUGAAACGAUGCACUUGGCUGUUUGAAUCACAGCCGUUGGAUAAAAUCAAGGAGCCUGAAGAGACGACUUUCCAAGGCUCUGAGGAAAUCAUCCCGAAAGCUGACGUCAAGUGCACAACCUGGCUUUUUGAGACAACUCCACUGGACAAAAUCACCUCCAGCAGUGUCACUGACACCAUGUCCUUCUUAAGUGAAUCGAAUGUGGUGGUCUCAAGUGGCAUAAUAAUUGAAGCAAAAGAAGGGCAAAAUGUUACCAUGGCAAAAUUCACUCUGGGAAGCACUCGUGAAGUCCAAAUUCAGAAAGAAGAAGUCGUUGAGGGCAAUCUGCGAAACAUCAUUUUACAGCUCUUACUUAAACCAAGCAACACACAAGUUACACUUCUUAGAGAAGUGGAAAAGGGAAAAGUGAAUAGCACUGUGGUCCAUCUUCCAGUCUGUCAGUCAUCUACGGAUACAGCCAUUGAUCGGGAUCAAAUAUUACAAAACACAGUUCGGAUGAUUGAUGAAUUACUUACACAAGGUAAGAACUUCAAGAAAGGAAUCCUAAUGCAAGAGGCCGCCGACGGACAACCGGAUAUGUCCGUCUAUUCGCUCAUCAGCGAUGGUGAAUGCGAUACUGAAAGUCAUGUCAUUGAAAAGGGGGAUGUGAAGUCUGCCAUUGGAAAUCUGUUAGCAACAGCCAGCAGUCCGAGGGCUGCAGCGACGUGUCGAAUCGAUGAAAAUGAGAAGGGGAAUGUCAACUUGUACAAAAGUUGCAUUGAGAAAGGGAAUCUGCAGUACCUGAAAAGCCUUCAUUCCGAGGCGUCAGAAGACGACGGUUAUCAUGGAACUGUUGACCAGGAGCAAACUGAAAUUAUACAGGGGGAUGUGAGGGAGGCAAAAAGAAGUCUCUGCCGGCAUAAGGAAACAGUGGAACGGACUAUUUCGGAUGUUCUGCCAGGGGACGUGAAGAACACCAAAAAAGUCUUUUCAACAGAGUGCUCAUUCACCGCUGAAAACUGCGUCCCGCGCGAUGAAAUCAUUCCCGGGGAUGUUUUGACGGCAAAGCAGCAACUUGCAGCAAAGCAAUCCGUGGCGGUUGAGAAAAAGGAAAUCGUGGCUGGAGACAUUAAGGCGUCAAUACAGUCAUUGGAACGCGCAAAGCAACAGAGUAUGAAUGUGGAACGGGAGAACAUUACACCCGGAACUAUUUAUGAUAUGGACAUGUCAUCUAAGGGCCUUGAACCAGAAGGAAGUCAAGUACAAAAGGAGACCAUCGUAUCCGGAGAUGUGAAGGCAGCUAAAAAGUCCCUGCAGCUGGCCAAGCAGCAAAGCAUGCAAGUCGAACGGGAGGCGAUUGCCCCCGGGAAAAUAUACAACCUGGAUGUCUCUGCACAAGAAGGAAGCUCGAAGGCAGUUACGCAGUCAGCUUCGUCCUCCGGAAGCCACCGAAUCAAGACUUGCCCACAGUAACGCGCGAAGGGCAACCGUCGAUCACAGCACAGAACUCAACAAGCUACCUGGAACAAAAUGGAGGCUUUAAAUUGUCCACUUCUGAGCUUGUAACCGCUCCGUCACACCCGCGAAAGAAACCACAGAGCCCGAAGCCAGC
Messenger RNA from Hippocampus zosterae (dwarf seahorse), 5443 nucleotides. RefSeq names its product xin actin binding repeat containing 1 (gene xirp1). NCBI's taxonomy places the organism in Eukaryota, Metazoa, Chordata, Actinopteri, Syngnathiformes, Syngnathidae. Gene Ontology annotation, molecular function: actin filament binding. The transcript is spliced from 9 exons. Gene Ontology annotation, biological process: actin filament organization; actin cytoskeleton organization. The coding region runs from base 139 to 5304 and encodes 1721 amino acids. The record is from RefSeq and is a predicted model, not a curated record. Gene Ontology annotation, cellular component: focal adhesion; stress fiber.